Molecule: messenger RNA, 2156 nt
Organism: Prosopis cineraria
Lineage: Eukaryota; Viridiplantae; Streptophyta; Magnoliopsida; Fabales; Fabaceae
Product: PLASMODESMATA CALLOSE-BINDING PROTEIN 5-like
Exons: 3
Coding region: 120-680 (186 amino acids)
Source: RefSeq, a predicted model, not a curated record
CGGGGGAUUUCUCUUACAGGGAAGAAUGUAACGGUCUCAUUUUCUGCCAUCUCAAAAGGCAUCUUUUUUCACGUUAAACUUCACUCAAAACCAUCACAUUUUCACUAAGUUUCUGAAAAAUGCCCCAAAUCUUAGCUUUUUCGCUACAUUUUUCUCUUUUUCUUGUUAUUGUCCUGGCCUUUGCUCCUCUAUUUUCCGAUGCCGAUGUUAGCCCGUCGUUGAAAGCGCAAGGAGACGGCGUUCAGCCGCAGGAGCUGUGGUGCGUAGCGAAGAACAACGCUGAGGACGCGGCGCUGCAGGCGGCGCUGGACUGGGCCUGCGGAGCAGGGGGAGCUGAUUGCGGCCUAAUCCAGCAAGGAGGGCCCUGCUACGAUCCUUCCAGUGUACAGAACACGGCGUCAUAUGCUUUCAACGACUACUUCCUCAAGCACGGCUUGUCCGAUGACAGUUGCAACUUCAAUAACAACGCAGCCCUUACUUCCUUGAACCCUAGUCAUGACAGAUGCAAAUUCCCAUCCAGUUUGACAGUGAGCAAUGGGAGCUUUACGGGAACAGCUUCAACUUCAACUGUGGGAUUGGGACCAAGUGAAGAUAUAAGUAGCUGCAGUGAAGUUGCCUGGGGUUGGAAGUGGUUUUGGCCUUUGAUUAUUACACAUUUGCUGAUUAUUGUUUCAAGAUAGUAAGGAGUGAAUGGACCUUUUUUUUUUUUUUUUGAAAUGAAGGAACUAAAAAGGUUUUUCCUUCUUCAUAUCAUACCAGCUAGACAUUUAGGAUCACAAUGUGUGUUUGCCAGAGCAUUAUUAAGGAUUUUGUAUGUUGUUGUCGUAUGUUUUAAACUUGAGCUAGCUCUAUUUAGUGACUAGUUACAACGUCUCAGCUCUUGAAGACCCUGAAUGGCCUCAGUACAACGUAUUUGGAAGAAGGUAAAUUUAUAAUAACUAAAAAAAAUUAUUAACAUCAUAAAAAGUGUUACUUUUGCAAGUGCUCUUGAUCACUGCACAAUCUAAAGCACUGGAGGGGAUUCAUAUCCUACCUUCUGUGUAUUCUACACUGAGUUUCUUCACCCUAGGAUAUCUUGUUACAUCUUGGGGACCAUAUUUCCCAACGGACAUAGUCAAACAGUUCGUUCCAUGGUAAUCUGUCUAGUGAACACUAAGUAUCGAAUGCAAGGAAAACCUAGUAUCCUUAAUGAUCCGCAAUUUCCUUUUGUGUGUUAUGCUUCAGAAAUUGCCACAUCACGAGCAACGGUGCGCCUAAAUUCAGGAAACAACCGAAAUGCCAGGGAAAAAUGCUCUGUAUCUGAUCUCUCAAAUCUUAGUGAAUAGAGAUAUGGAGACCUGACCACGUAUAGUCCUGAAAAUUGAUUCUUCGUGUUGGCUAGGGAUCUCACGAAGUUAUCUAGUUGGUGUUAACUAACCAACCGCGCUAGGCACACAGUAAAAUAAGGUAUGGUCUUGAACUUGCUCAGCAAAUCUGGUCUGUCAUCCGGUUUAGUGGUUACUUGAUCUCCCUUUCAUGAGUGAUUUCCUUCAAGACUUUGUAUGUGAGACGCAAAGCCAAUCACUUGUUGUAAUCAAGAGGCCUGAAGAUAUUUGUUACUUGAGCAAUUGUGAAUGUUAAUUGUUAAGAAUCUUUAUGGCCCUCAAUUCAUCACUGAGAUUCUUUUUCACUAUCCUGCCUCCAGUGUUGUCUUAUUUCUGAGAAAAUGAGAUUUGCGUCAGCCAUUGAUGAGACUGUGAGAGCUGUCUUCUCUGGUAGAAUGAAAACGUCGAUGACUUUGUGAAGCUCUCUUUCUUGCCUUGUUUCUUAGGCUUAUCUUUCUGUUAUUGAGCAAUGGAAAGGAGGAAAAGUAAAGGAUCACUACACUCACAGAUUAUUAGUCGCUGUCCUCUCCCUUUCAAAGAACAGUAAGAAAAACUUCACUUUCAUGCUUUUCUAGCAUUUGUGACAGUGAAAUCUUUGCACAUAGUUAGGUGUUAGUUUCACACUUAGACUUCAAGAAAAAGUCCACUUCUUCGGGUUUGGUUAUUUAAUAUAGAGUAAUAGAGAUCGAAAAUAAAUUCUACACGUACGGUUUAUUUUAUCUCUUUAUUUGUAUUUGAAAGACAUUGUAUUAUAUAUUCCAUUUCCAUUAUACAGCCAAGAGUUCGACCAAA